Messenger RNA from Dendroctonus ponderosae (mountain pine beetle), 3300 nucleotides. It is a transcript of the gene Ttc7, whose product is annotated as tetratricopeptide repeat protein 7B. The transcript has 15 exons. Gene Ontology annotation, biological process: protein localization to plasma membrane; phosphatidylinositol phosphate biosynthetic process. Bases 183 to 2663 code for a protein of 826 amino acids. The record is from RefSeq and is a predicted model, not a curated record. NCBI's taxonomy places the organism in Eukaryota, Metazoa, Arthropoda, Insecta, Coleoptera, Curculionidae. Gene Ontology annotation, molecular function: protein binding. Gene Ontology annotation, cellular component: plasma membrane.
AAUCGUAAGGUUAGGUUCGGUCGUCUCGUCUAUUACAAAUUUUUGCGCAUGCGCAGAGAGCGGUCACAUUUGCAUUUUAACGUAUGCUCAAUAGUUCCUUGCUCAUUUUCUGAUGUGGCAACACUGUGGCCAUUGACAUUAUCUACAUUUAUUGAUAUUGUGAGGUAAUUAAUACUACAAUAAUGACGGCUAGAGCGAAAUCUGGACGAAUUGAAGUCGAAAUCGAGAAAAACCGAGAAGAGGGCAAUUGGCUCAAAGUUAUAGAAUUGGCUCAGCAGCUCAAGGAUAAAUCGAAUGAGUUUGUUUGCUUAUCAGAUUUUCUCAUUGGAGAAGGAAAGUUAGAGAACUUUUUAGAAGAAUGGCCGCCCAUGGAACAGAACAUACAAAGAGCAAGAUCAGGUCUCAUCGAUGCCAAAAGAUAUCUUAACUUGGUUAUUACAAAUGCAGGAAUAAAGGCUGGAGUAGCCAUGGAUGCACACUUGCUUUUAGGAAAAGUCCAUUAUGCUUGUGGGCAGUAUGCUGAUGCACUCAAAAAUUACAAAAUGGCUGAUUUGCAAAAUUUAACCGAAAAAAGGCUGCCCUUGCGUAGCCUCAAAAUAGUAGCAGAAUCUUAUGCGAUCAAAGGGCUCUGCUUGCAAAAAGAUACUUCAGCAUCCAGCAAAUUCAAGAAAGCUGAAAAAGAGGAAGAGUUAGCCCGAUGUUUCGACUUGGCAUCAGACCUUAGUUUGCUUUAUAUGCAAAAUCUUGACAAAGAACUCAAUUCUUUGCCCAAUACGGGCUCGGUAAACACAGGUAGUCAUUCUCCUCAACCCCCAAGCCAUCAAAAAACACUUGGAGCAGUUCUAGAGCAAGCCAUUCAGGCAGCGCCUUUAGCUCUAUUGCAACAAGGCAAACCAGAGGAGUCACUCGAAAGAUACAGAAAUACAUUGUGUGCAAUCGAAUCUCCAGGCGUUCACAAUAUUCGUUUGAAGUUUAUGACCCAAAUUGCCGAAUUGCUCCUUCAAGGGCUCGUUGGAGAAAAAUAUCAACUUCCGUCUACUGUUUCCGUUAAGUCUUCAUAUUGGAAACCUAAAUGUUACUCGUCACUUAAUCAGUUUAUUCCAAAAUGCGACUGCGAGGAGGUGAUCUUAGUCCUUUUAGUCGCCGAAUCGAUGGCAGUUAGGCAUGCUGUUUUAUCGCAAAGUCCGGAGUUUAAGGAUAUAAGGCUUAGUGCAGGUCAAGAUGCUACCACAGUAUACGAUUUACUUACCGUGGCUACAGUAAGGUGGGGACAGGUCGCUUUGUUGCAAGAGUCACUCGAACGAUCAAUGAAAUUCUCAUUCGAAGAUCCACAUCUAUGGAAGCAACAUGCUCUCUCGUUGCUCUCCAUUGGACAUUACCAAGAUUCUUUAGCUGUAUUACGCGAAGUGAUACGUUUGGAACCAAAUAAUUCCAGCAAUUGCCUUUUGGCUGCCAAACUGUGUUAUGAACACAUGAAUUUAGCAGAAGAAGGAAUUGACUUCAGCUUACAAGCAAGGGAAAGAGAAUUGAAUAAUCCAUCGGGAUUACUCGGGAGAUGUCAUCUGUAUGCAGGUAUUGGCUAUUAUUUGAGAGCAGAAGCAAGCUUGCUAAAAAAGGAACAAGAUUAUUUGCGGUGUAAGGCUAUUGAUAACAUAAGAAGCGCUGUCGAACUGGAACCAAACGAUCAUCUCGCCAGGUACUUUUUGGGCCUGCAAUUAGCGAUUACAGGACAAAUUAUAGAGGCACAAACUCAUAUCCGAGUGGGACUAGAUUUGCAGCCAGAACAUUCAUCCACUCUACAUCUUUUAGCGCUAAUUUUGACCACAGAGCAACAGCACAAGUUAGCGUUAUCGAUAGUCGAGAACGCUUUGGAUGAAUACCCAGAUUGUUUGAAUUUAUUGUAUGUGAAAGCUCAUUUAGAACUACAUGAAAAGGGUGGUGAGGUGGCAUUAGGAACUGCGAAGCAAAUGUUAGAAAUAUGGAAAAAUCUAUAUGAAAGCCAAACAAUUUCUGAUAUGCCUGAAUGUGAUAGAAAAAGUGAUACCAGGUCAGUCUUCCAACUGUACACUUCAGAAAUGUCUGAUAAAGAUUCAAGUUCUUUACAACUGCACAAUACUGCAGCCACUCGAGUAGAACAAGCAUUGAGUGAAGUGGCGAGUUCAAUGAGUAGUUUCAGUCCUCGACCAGGCCCUCAAAGAGCUUGGAUGUUGCAAGUAGAGGUGUGGCUUCUUCUCGCCGAACUGUAUCUAUCGUUGGAUCAAAUUUCCGACGUCCAACAGUGUAUUCAGGAAGCCACUCAUAUCUACCCUUUGAGUCAUCACAUUAUGCAUAUGAAAGGAUUAUUGCAUAUGCAUAAGGAAGAAUGGACCGAUGCCAAGGUGUGGUUUCAAAACGCUGUAGCGAUUAAUCCGCUUCAUGUCAAGUCUUUACAACAGUUGGGCUUAGUUUAUCAUUAUCUGGGUUUGCAAGGUCUUGCGGAAACCACUCUUCGGGAAGCUGCUAGGAUUGAACCCCAUAAUACAAUUACUUGGUAUAAUUUGGGUAAAGUGUUGGAAGCCCUAGGAGAAUAUGAAAAAGCCAGUAACGCCAUGGCAACUGCCCUAAUGGAGGAGAGAAAUAAUCCGGUUUUACCAUUCAAUUCCGUGCCGUUAUGUUUUGAAUAAAUUCUGAAACUGUUUCUAGCUCAUUGGUGUAAGAUAGUCAUUUUGUGAUGAUGCACUGUAUCAAAUAGUUCUUAAACGCACUUUUUUAACCUGCGCCUGAGUGUUUCGGCUGGGAACGACACUCGUCUGAGAUAUUAUAGAGUAUUGUUAUGGAAGGAAAACUCGUUAGAUUUGUUGAAAUAUAGCAGUCACUAAUAUAAUAUAAAAUGUUUUCGGUGUACAAUACUAAUUGUUCGUGAACGUAAACUAGGUGAAAUACGUAUUUAUUAAUUAAAACUAAUCCCGCUGUAUGAGAAAACUUAUUGCACUGUUAAUCGUCAAAUGUUUUAUGAAAUUUCUAUGAACAAAUCUAGUUUCCAAAUAUCUGAAUAUUUAAGCGUUUGCAGUGUAACGGGUUGUUUUUACAAACAUUCCACUUUAUUGAAUUAUUUAUACAUUCAGUUAGUAAUCUUGGAAUCUGGUCGUAUGUUUAUUUAUUUUUACUGUGUUACUAGAAUUUCAUUAUACUGUUAUUUGAUUAUACUGUCAUUUUAUGUAGUAUAUGUAUACGUAUUGUUUAAACCCUGAUGACACGGAAUCGAUUUUAUGUUUGAUUGUUUAUCUACAUUGCUAUUUAAUAAACGCUGUUGUUAACUUA